GAGAGAGAGAGGGAGAGAGCGAAAGAGAGAGAGAGAGAUGUAACGGUUGCGCCCAGCCAACGCAAAUAACUUUAUUAACAUUCUCUUUUCUCCAUUUUUAAAUCUUCCCAUUUUCUCGACUUUCCCUGUUUGUUUUUCAACUUCACAGCGCUUUCGCCGCUUUAUGAUUCGGGUCGAGUCUCCUUGGCAACGCGCGCAACUGUCCUGCGAAGUUUGGAUAAAGUGUUUUACUUUCAUCUGGAAAUCAAAGUGGAUAUUAACCCACCAAACUGGGAGCAAAAUUUGGUGUUCUUAUGGGAGUUUGUGGAAGUAUCAGAGAAAGUGUAUAGAUUCAUUUAGUGUUUUUUUCCCCUCAGUUUUAAACCCGGCGUUAGGGGAACGGGACAGCGCGAAACAAUAGUGUGUGUCUGUGAGCUCGUGCAGGAGUGGAUCGAUGCCUCGCGGGGCCUUUGUUCUAUCCGGUGUGGAGCCCUACCGCGAGCCUUCCGCUAAUAUUGCUCGAUCGAUUGGGUGGAUUGAUGACUGAUUGGUAUUUGAUCAGAGGAAUCGAGGCAUUCAGUCAACAUGGAUGUCACUCUGUCGGAGUUACUGGCCACUUUCAUGGAGUCGCCUCUGGUGGUGUGGGUGCGGACGCUGGGCCCGUUGGGUUCCUGUGAUGGUGUUGGCUCAGAGGAGCGGGUCAAUAUGUUUAUGGAGCUGGUGGACGGCGUCUUUCUGCACAAGAUCAUGACUCACAUCGACCCAGGCCCAGCCAAUCAGCGCCUGAACAAGAACGUGAACAAUGAUGUGUCGCUUCGCCUUCACAAUCUGUCCGUGCUCAUCAGCCACAUCAGGACCUACUACCAGGAGACCCUGCAGCAGUUGAUAGUCAUGUCCCUUCCCAACAUCCUCUGCAUUGCCAAGGACCCACUUUCAGCUAAGAGCAUGGAGGAGCUGAAAAGACUGUUGCUGCUGAUAUUAGGCUGUGCUGUCCAGUGUGAGCGUAAGGAGGAAAUGAUUGAGAAGAUCAAGCUGCUGGACAUCGAGACCCAGGCUGCCAUUGUCUCUAACAUCCAGGAGGUUACCCAUAACCAGCUGAAUGUCCUUGACUUGUCCUGGAUGGAGGAAGGGGCGGAACUAACACAGGAGGAGCUGAACCCUCUGUUCCGUAACAUGGCUGUGUCGCUACGGCGACUCAUUGACCAGAGAGACAAGGCCACUGAGGUGAUUUUGGAUCUGACCCAGGAAAGGGACUACCUGGCCAGUCAACAGCCCCAGCACAGAUGCAGGUCUCCGGGCACGGGCAGUCCAGAGUGUGAGUUAAGCCGUGAUGAUGUGAGCGUGAACAACAGUGGGCUGCCUCUGACUGGAUCUGGCCUGACCAAAGAGGAAAAGCAACAUCUGUCAGUGGAGCUGGCCGAUACCAAGGCCAAACUCCGCAGAUACAGACAAGAACUGGAGGAGAAAACAGAGCAGCUGAUGGAUUCAAAACAUGAGGUUGAGCGUCUGGAUCAAGAGUUAGAGCGGAUGAAACAGGAGAACCAGUCACUGGCAUGCGAGGCACGCUCAGUGCGGGCCUACCGGGACGAAGUUGACUCACUGAGGGAACGAGCUGCUCGGGUCGACCGGCUGGAGACGGAACUGACGAGAUGCAAAGAGAAACUCAAUGAUGUCCACUUCUACAAGACUAGAGUGGAGGAGCUGCGUGAGGACAACCUGACUCUGAUGGAGACGAAGGUGUUGCUGGAGGAGCAGCUGUCAGCCUCCAGGGGACGCUGUGAUAAACUGCACAUGCUGGAGAAAGACAACCUGUUAUUGCGAGCGAAAAUCCACGACCUGGAAAUGGAAAGGGACAGUGAGCGGCGGAGGCUGGAGGAGCUGGUGGAGGAGAACAUGCUGCUGGAGAUUGGGCAGAAGCAGAGUAUGAAUGAAUCAGCUCAUCUGGGCUGGGAGCUAGAACAGCUGACCAAGAACCACGACAACACUAACACUGAGACUCGCAAGUCAUUGGUCCAUGAGCUGAACGAGUGUGUUUCCAGCCGGGUGUUGAAGCUGGAGAAAGAGAACCGGGAGCUGCAGGCUUCCAUUGAGAGACUGCGUGAAGAGAAUCACCUCCUGCAGGAGCAGCAGCUGCACAGCCAGGAGCUGGACAGGGAGAACCAGGGCCUCAGCAAGAAGCUGGAGCGUCUUCAGGGCCUAUUGGAUCAGGAGAGGCUGACCAAUCAGGACAUGGAGUCUCUGGGGGAGGAGCUUCUCAGAGAGAAACAGAGUAUGGAGAGAGAAAUGCAUACCCUGAGGGCUGAGAAAGACAGACAGAUUUUGGAGUUGGAGAGCGAGCGGCAGCACUUGUCGGACGCGGUGGCAUCACUUCAUGAGCGCGCUCAGUCCAACAGCGAAGAGAGGGUCCGUGAGGUAGAGGCAGAAAACUGCCAGCUGCACCAAAACCUCACUGAUGCUGGCUCCCGAUUGGCCAGCCUAGAAACCCAGCUCAAACUAGCCAAUGAGGAGGCAAAGAGUCUGAGGGAGAAGGCGGGACGAUGUGAGGAGGUGGAGAGAGAAGCUAUGAGGCUGGAGAGGAGUAGAGAUGCCCUGAACAGAGAAGUGGCAACUCUGCGUGCAUCCAUUGACCGGUCGGAGGCUCUGGAGAGGGACGUGUCCUCCCUGGAGCAGGAUGUGCGCAGGCUGAAGCGGGAGGCAGAGGAGGCAUGGCAGGAGCUGCAGCGGCUAGGGAGGUGCGAGGAGGAGAACAGCCUGCUGACGAAAGAGAAUGUGGAGCUGCGAUGUUCCCUGGAAAACCUGCGCUCUUCGGCCUCCCACCUAGCUGCCCUGCAGGAGGAGCACAGGGAGGCGCAGAGGGAGAGGGAGCAGCUGCAGACCAGGCUGGAGGAGGCCAGAGAGGAAGCACUGGGAGAGAGGAAGAGGGCGGAAAGGCUGGAACUUAAUGUGGCGGGGCUGAAUCAGGAGAAACACCGCCUGGAGGAUGAGAGAGACAGGAGGAGAGAGGAGAGAGAGGAAGCUGAGAGGGAGAGGCAGGAGAGGCAGGGCAGGGAGGAGGAGCUGCGAAGAGAAGUGGACAAGCUAAAGGAGGAGAGGAGGAGGAGGGAGGAGGGCGAGGAGGAGAGGAAGAAGCUCCAGUUGGACCUCGAGCAGUCGGAGAAGGACAGGAAACACCUGGAGAAGGAGAGCUGGCGGAUGCGAACGCAGCUGGAGGCGAAAGAUGUGGAGCUAGAGGAGAAAUCCAUGCAACUGGUCACGCUGGAGAGGGAGGCUGGUCCUCUCAAUAAGGAAGUUGAUAGGCUGAAGGAGGUGUCAGUCAAAGCCAAGGAGCUGGAGAGGGAGAACAAGGAGCUUCAGAAACAGGCCACGAUCGACAAGAAGACUCUGGCUACUCUGAGAGAGGAGCUGGUGUCAGAAAAGCUGAGUGUGCAGCAGCAGAGUGUGGAGCUGGAGAGACUGAACCAAGAGCUGGAGAAGAUCGGACUGAACAGAGAGAGACUGCUGCAGCAGGAAUAUACACUGGAGGACAGUAGGUACAGGCUACUUGAGUCUCGGCUAGAGGAAACUGUCCAACAGACAAUGAAGAUUAAAGAGGAGAAGAUCUCCAGUCUGGAGCAGAAACUACAGGAGAGCAACACACUCAAUGCCACACUGCGCACUGAGCUAGCCAAUGCUUGUCAGACUUUGCCUGCUCUGUGUCAACAACGCAAGGGGGAAGAAAUCCACAACUUCCAGCAGCCCUCUGGGCAAGACCAGGGUCAUGGGUCGGCCACUGUGGAGCUGCUGCGCAUGAAAGAUCAUCUCAUUGAUGUUGAGAAGAAUAAUGCCUCACUGCAGGCAGAGAGCAGUUUAUUAAAGGAGCAGCUAAAACAGCUGGAAAACCAGAACACUUCCCUGAACAACCAGGUGGUGGCGCUGCAGCGACACACCACUACCCUGCAGGAGCAGAACACAACCCUACAUACACAGACAGCAAAACUGCAGGUGGAGAACUCUACCAUUUCCUCCCAGAGUGCCUCUCUCAUGGCCCAGAAUGCUGUGCUGCAGGGCCAGGUGGCCGCCUUGGAGACAGAGGCGGAGUCAUGGCAGCGUCAGCGUGAGGAGGCGCGGCGAGGCCGGGAGAGCGUGCUCAGCGACCACGAGCGCUUGCUGAGUGUGCACGAGAGGCAAGCGCAUGAGUAUGAGCAGCUGAUCAGUCAGCAUGCCUCGUUGAAAGGCAAGCAGAGGGCACUGGAGAGCGAGCACAGGGCACUGCACAGCAAGUAUUGCACCUUGCUGCAGCAAAAGGAAAAAUGGGAGGAACAGGAACGGUGUGGCCAGAAGGAGAGAGAGGAGCUAAACCAGGAAGCCCAGAAGAAUCGGCUCCUGCAGCAGGAGAAUCUGCAGCUGAAAUCAGAAGUAGAUCGGGUGACUGAGAGUCAUUCACAAUUGUCAGAGCAGUGGGAGGGGCUCCAGCAGCGGGCCAAUGAGCUGAAGAACUCACUAAGCUCCUCCCAGCUGGAAGUGAGCCGCUGGAUGGCGAGAUAUGAUACGCUAAUGGAGCAACACCAGGGUUUGGAUCUAGCUAUGACCAAACUGGACAACCACUGUGAGCUGCUGAGUCGACUGAAGGGGAACCUUGAAGAGGAAAACCACCACCUCCUCAGUCAGAUCAACCUGCUGAAUCAGCAGAACCACACUCUGCUGGAGAGGAGCAUGGAGAGCAAAGAGCUCUACCACCAAGAGCAGAAACUCUACAUUGAUAAGCUGAAUGCUCUGCGACGUCAGAAGGAGAAACUGGAAGAAAAAAUCAUGGACCAGUACAAGUUCUAUGAUCCCACACCUAAAAAGAGGAGUCAGUGGGCAGGAGCCAAGGCUUUGGCCAAAUUGAUCAAACCUCGAAAGGAGAGCAGCAGGGAGAGAGGGUGCGACCGAGACAAGGACGGGGGCAAAGAGAGAGAAAGAGAGAGAGCCAAGAACGCCCUGGACAUCCCCCUGCCUUCCCCGCCCGCCCUCCUCCUGCCACCGGACGCUCCACCGCCACUUCCCCCACGCACAGGAGGUGACAUGCCGGACAGCGGCCAUGCCCAUAGCAACUACAACAACCACACCCCUGCCAACGCCAGCCUGGGAACCCAGUCUCCAGCUCUCACACCCAUCAGCCGAGGUUUGACUGACAGGGGGUGGGGCCUUUAUCACAGCAGCACUCCAGGAGGCAGCAGUGAGAGCGUCAAUGGAGAUGAGGGACAUGGGCAAGGUCAGACCCCCAAGGCUCUCAGCUCUACUCCGAGCCAGCAGGCCUCGUCACUGGGCCUGGCCAACAGUUCAGGCUCCAGACUGGGACAAGGCGCUAGCCGCAGGCCAAGAGGCCUGGUAUUUGACGAAGACUCAUGCCUCAAAACCUCUGACUCCAAGUUCGGUCAGCAGGGUAACACAGUAGGUCGUCCAGGCUCAGUUGACCUAAGCCACAUCACCUCCAGCUCUAAUUCACCUGUCAACUGCAGAGACCCAUCAGAUCAUCAGGCUUGCUCAGCCAGCCUCUCCAGUGAUGAUGUCAUGACCCUCAGCAAAUCGCAGCACUCUAUGUCACGCAGCUCUACCCUCCCGUACGACCACACUCCCCAGAGGGCCCAGCCACAGCGCGGGAGUGGGGUUAGGACCAAGAUCCGUGCAGAUUCCCCUGGAAGUGAGAUGGUAACGCUAGAAGAGUUUCUACAAGAGAGCAACAUACAGUCACCUCCUAUGGUCUCUACAGGAAGCAGAGAAGAUUUAAUGACUGACUAUUUCACCAGAAGUUCUUCCCUAUCUGCUCCCACUGGCCGAGACCAGGCCACGCCCACAAGUUAUGUCACACCCACCAUCCAACCAACCAACCAGAGGCCAGGGCAGAGUGUAAAGCCCUCUCCCCGACAGCCUGUUGGCCAGUCACCAGCCUCUGGACAGCCGCUCACUCAGAGAAGCAGCCAGUCACUGAGCAGGACAUUCAGCCUGGCUUCAGCUGAUUUGCUGCACUCCAACGGACCAGACAGUUACCGCGGGACUGAAGGGUCCCCUGGCCAAUCAGAUGUGGUGGUUCGGCGGCAAGGGGGGGGGGGCACUGGUAGAGAACGCCCUCUCUCUGCACGGUUGGCUGGUCCAGCUAACCAACAUGGAGAUGUAAGCUACUUAAACCCCCCCAUUCACCAUUCGUCCUCCCUCAACCUGCAGUCAGAGAGAUAUGGGGAGAGAGAAAGAGAAAGAGAAAAAGGAAGGACUUCUGCAUCUCGAAACAGCCCCUCCUCUUCCUCUUCCUAUCAUUACCGUGGAGAGGUCGCCAUGGUAACCCCAGUCAAGGCGGUGCCAGCACUGCGGUUGGAUGAAACGCCGGAGCAGGGGGAGGGGUUAAGGGAGGCGCAGUCGAAUGACUCUUCCCACUUAAAGAAAGAAAGUGAGCGAGGAGGCAGUAGAGGCAGAUGUGGUUCUGUAGAUCGCCCUAAAAGCUCACCAGCUUCCCCCGACCCCAACAAUGACCCCCAGACUGUCUGGUAUGAAUACGGCUGUGUCUAAAUACUGUAACUAAUGGAAGUCUAUGGGUGUGUCUGUGUCUAAAGAUGGGAACCAAAUCUUUUAGUAUGCAUGCUAUUGUUCUGAGUACUGGAAGUAUAAGGGCUGGGAAUAAGUUCAAACCUUCAAAAAAGUAAUCAGUCUGUGGCCUGGGCUGUUUGUGUCAUAGAUAAUUACUAUAACUGCUGGAACUCUGAAGUUAUGUUUUGUCUAAAUUCAGGCACAACUACUGGAACUCUGGGGGCUGGGCUCUCUCGAAAUCCUGGAAAGUAAAGCCACAUCUAAAAACAUCUUAGUGUAAAGAGUGGUAAAUUCACCUUGAUAUUUCCGGCAACAAAAUACUGUAGCUGAACAACCAAACAUGAAUUGUAUCUGCCACCUGCCAAUAUGGAUCAUUAGGUCUUCUAUCAGGUUCGGUGCUGCCAGCAACUUCAGUCACACAGGGGGCUCUGCUAACACUUCCAGCACACACAUUUCAGACCUGUGUUGCUGGAGCUGUGACACCAUGUCGACUCCAUGAAUCCCAAGGAUUGUCUCCACUCACCCUAUUUUGCAUCCCACGCUGAAUCUUCUGAGUCUUUUAUUUUUCAUGUGAUAUAAAAUGGUUUCAGAAUAACUGUUACAUCACAUGGAAGAGAAGGAUUUUGAUUGGAAGGCCAUCAACAAUGUUAAAAGCCAACAAAUGCCACAGAACUGGCCUAGUGACUCAAUGAUCUUUAUGGGGUUUAUUUCUGACCCCAAAACUAUUGGAUGUUUGAACCUUUUGCACCCUUUUGAAUCCCUUGUUUGUUUUUAACGUUAUUGUUUAUAAGGGUAUUCACUGGCAGCCAGCAAGGAGAUAUCUGAAAGUGAAGAACCAAAAAGCAACACCCUGAGGCCCUUGGCUGAAAGAUUUCCCACAGAGGACAACAAGUGGAAAAACAAUACCUAAUGCGUAGUUGUGGAUCUGGACCAGAACACUGAAGAUGGAUUUGGUUUAACAACUGGAACUCAGUGAUUUUGACGGCCGACCGACACACUCAACUGGACGCCACCAAUCUGUAAGACUCUAACUUAGGAAUUAGACCCCACCCGGCUCCAUCAGUGCUGAGGUUGUUAUUGUGUUUGAGUGCCAUAACGAGGCGAGAGGGUGGGGUCCUUUAGGGUUUGUGAAGUGAAGGACACCAGAAGCACCAGGGCGGCUGAAUGUCUAAGAUUUUUUCACAAACCCCCACCUCCUCCUCCAUGUUUCUUCACUCCUUCCAUCCUAUGCUAUCAGGAUCAAACACUGGAAAAGACGAGAUGAGGGAGGGAGUGAAGGCGCAUAAAUGUUGGGACAGAGAGGGAUGCUGGGAUGGAGAGAAUUGUAGAAAGAAUGAGGGAGGGAUGAAAGAUUGAAGAAAACAGACAGAUGGAAGGACAGAUUUAGAGAUGAUGGAGUGAUGGUAGAGUGGAUAGAUAAACAGGACAGAGAUGGAAGAGCUCCUCCCAGUUAAAUUACAGUCUUUCUCCCUCCAUCUUUAGAUUCUAUCCCAGCAUGCAACACUCGGACACUUUACUGGAAAUGUUGCCUGGCCCUAGCCAACACUAGUCUCACACAGAGUGUGUGUGUGUGUGUGUGUGUGUGUGUGUGUGUGUCUAUCUCUCUCUCUCUCUCUCUCUCUCUCUCUCUCUAUAUAUAUAUAUAUAUAUAUGUGUGUGUGUGUGUGUGUGUGUGUGUACACACGAGUGUUGUCCUGGGGGGUUGGUUGUGGCCAGGCUAACCAUUGAGUUGGACUAAAUUCUCACACACCACAGUGCUGGGUAAGCCACUUUGUUUUGGUAGGAGUAUAAUGCUGCACGCUAAGUUAGCCAGACAGCACUGGAUUGUUAUAAGCACUGUGCACAACACAUAUACAGAGAGAGAAAGAGAGAAAUUCAGUCAAAAAUCAGAUCUGUUGUGAUCUGAGUAGCUGUAGCUUUCAUGUAAUGAAUUGGCCUUGGCAAUAGUUACCUCUGUGUUAGUAUUUUAUGAUAAAAAUUCACCCUAUUUUGGGUUUAUUGUUCAGAUGACUGACUUGCCCAUUAAGAGAUGAGAACACAAACACCACAUUUAUGAAUGUCCUCCCGUUAGAUUAUUUGCUGUGGUGCUCCAUGCUGAACUAAAGCCCAUGCAACCUUGCUGAAAUAGAUUACUGUGGAAAAUUUAGCAACUAAAACUCCAUUUUAGUACAGUUAGUGACUUUUAGGAACUUUCAAAUCUUGGUGGAUGAUGAAGAUAUAAUUCAAGAACAAUAGUAAAUAAGAAAACCCACAUUUUUUGCAGGGUUUACAAUCCCUUUAACAUCAGCAUUCACAAUGAGUCAUAUGUUCAGCUGGUUAGUAUGGGGCUAGAUUAGUUGAGCCAGAUGUCUGUAAUUAUUUGUUAUUGUCAUUUUACCUGGGAAACCAAUGAUUUAGUUCCAGGGGCCUGUUUGAAAUUUCUAGAACGGGUCCAGCUACACCUGUUUCAAAGGUGAGACUUAUUUCCGGUUUCCAGUAGAUUGUCACUGGUGGAGAUAAUCAUACAUCACUCAAGGAAGAAUUUUGAAAAGAACAUGAAUGCAGUGGAGGAGGGCUUUAAGAUUAUUUAUCAUAGCCUCAAGAUCUGUUGUCAGUUCUCAUUUUCUCAUUGUGGAGAUAAUGCUAGCUUCCGGUUACUCUCAACACAGUAUAUGCUAAAGUGUUAGUAUGGAGCAUUGGAUCUACCAGGAACACAUGGAUGAUUUUGGUGUCUGAGUUCUCAUCCUUAACAAGGAAGCUGACUGACAGGAGAAGCUGGCAGAAAUUUGGAGAAUUCCUUUAACCCUGUCUUAAUUGAGAGAGAAGAGAAACAUGGAGAGGAAAUGGGGGGACUCAUUACUUAAAGAGGAAGGAGUUCAAGUAAUGCUUGGAUACUGAUGAUGUUAAUGAUGAAGGUGAAUCUCAUGAUGAUGAUGACUAAGUGAAAUUUUGUCUGUACUGCUGUGUGUGCAUAGAAACCUGUCCUUGCAUCAAAUUGUUUAGAACUGACUGACAGCUAAAGCUCACACAUUCCUGAAGGCACUAGACUGAUGAUGAGGAGGAAGGCAUUAACAAUGGAGUGAUGAUGAAGACUUGGCUGUCACAAAAAGACAAUAACAGCUCUGAAAUCUUUUCACAGUGAACAAAAUGACAUUUCAAUAUGCAAUGAGCUAAAUUAUUUUCAGUGUAACAUUUUGUACAUGUCAUUAGAUUUUCUAAACAAUAUUUCCUUAGAAGUGCCCACAAUAUUGUAGGAAACACGGGGUGCUUUUUGUAAAAUCUUAACAUUAUGAAGCUUUACCUGAAAAAUAAAUGUUGAUAUCAAAACAACUCAAACUGGUAAAAAACUGUGUAGAUUUUUGAUAGUUAAGAUGUGAGAUUACAUCGACUGAUGAACUGACAUGAUGUCAAACACACCACACUAGGUUCUUAAUGUCAGUGAUGCUGUAACCAACACCUUUCUACCUGUCUGUUUACAGCUGUCUGUUUACCUUUGGGUUUUGUACAUAGCUUUCUUUUAACUUUGCACUUAGCUCAGGACUUGCUGUCAUCAAGAAACAUUUUUUUAAAGAUUAUUUUCAAGGCAUCUCUGCCUUAUUGGAAGCAAGGGAGAGGGAGGAGGGGCAGACAGUCCCCUAGGACCUUUUAAACCCUACUCUGUGUGUGUGUGUGUGUGUGUGUGUGUGUGUGUGUGUGUGUGUGUGUGUGUGUGUGUGCUUAUGUUAAAUGGGAAAAAAAAUAUUGGGUUCUGUAAUUUUUUAUUUUUAUUUUUAUUUUUAUUUUUUUGGAAACAGCACCACAUGGUCACUUUGUAUGUAUGUAUGUCACAAUAUCAUUUUAUUUUAUUUUAGAGUUAUUGGGAUUCUGACAGUUGUAUAUCUGAGCGAGAGAUGUGUGAGAGAGAACUUAAGUGUUUUGAAAUGACCUUGUGAUGCCUGAUGCUGUCUGUCUGUCUGCCUUGCAGACUACCUGCUUGCCUGCCUGUCUACCUGCUUUACUGUCUGUAAUGGAACACACACAAGUUUUUGACUUGUGUGUUUGUGUUUGACUUACCUGUCAAGUGACGAGACCAUAGACACCAAAAUGAUCUGUGUGUCCCUGGUAGAUCCCUCUGCCCUCCAUUCUAAUUUGAUUAAUCUACCAAAACUGAGUAUCCCUUUAACCUUUAACCCUAUGAACUAUGUCCAUUGGUUUCCUUGCCACAGCAUCAUAAUGUGACCUUUACUGGAUCAUAUGUUUGUUAAUAGAAGGAAUGCAAAAUGGCUGCAGAGAAUCAGGUUCUGGGAUCACUGGGAUUUGUAACAACUGGAAAAAUCUGCUAGUUUGCUUUAUUACUAUUUGCUGACUGGUAUGCUGUGAUCUGACCACUGUGUUUAUGGUCAAAGUGGUUCCCUAGUUUGAUUGAGUAGAAAAAGACUUAUGUUGUUACAACCAAAACCGUUUUUGUUAAUAAAGUUUUAUAAACUGA
Molecule: messenger RNA, 10966 nt
Organism: Myripristis murdjan (pinecone soldierfish)
Lineage: Eukaryota; Metazoa; Chordata; Actinopteri; Holocentriformes; Holocentridae
Gene: ccdc88c
Product: coiled-coil domain containing 88C
Exons: 31
Coding region: 565-6501 (1978 amino acids)
Biological process (GO): cytoplasmic microtubule organization; cytoskeleton-dependent intracellular transport
Cellular component (GO): centrosome; cytoplasm
Molecular function (GO): dynein light intermediate chain binding; microtubule binding
Source: RefSeq, a predicted model, not a curated record